Messenger RNA from Pimephales promelas (fathead minnow), 1039 nucleotides. It is a transcript of the gene fundc1, whose product is annotated as FUN14 domain containing 1. The record is from RefSeq and is a predicted model, not a curated record. Gene Ontology annotation, biological process: autophagy of mitochondrion. Gene Ontology annotation, cellular component: mitochondrial outer membrane. Lineage: Eukaryota; Metazoa; Chordata; Actinopteri; Cypriniformes; Leuciscidae.
AGGAUUUUGCGUAGAGCUGCAACGGUUGCGAACAUUGUGAACGCAGCCUCAUAAAAUGGCGGAUCGCGGUGAAGAUGUAGAUGCAGAAAGUGAAGAUGAAUUGUAUGAGGUGGUUAACAUCACAGAUUAUGCCAGGAGGCAUCAAUGGUGGAGUCGUGUUUUUGGGAGCAGCACAGGACCCAUUGCAGAAAAGUACUCCGUUGCUUCACAGAUCAUGAUGGGUGGAGUGACAGGAUGGUGUGCUGGUUAUCUCUUUCAGAGAGUUGGAAAAAUUGUGGCCACUGCUGUUGGAGGGGGAUUUCUUUUGUUACAAAUUGCCAACCACAGUGGCUAUGUGCAGGUUGACUGGAGGAAAGUGGAGAAGGAUGUCAAUAAAGCUAAAAAGCAUUUGAAGAAAAAGGCAAACAAAGCAGCCCCUGAGCUUAAUUCCUUUAUAGAAGAGUCUACAGAAUUUGUGAAGAGGAAUAUUGUUAUCUCGGGUGGAUUUGUUGGAGGAUUUCUGCUGGGCCUGGCGUCCUAAAUGAAACCUGGAUCUACUGUAUUGCUACUGAUAUAAGUAUUUUGCACAGUAAUAUUCUCCCUUAUUUCAGUAUCACAGCGGUACAAGUAAAACACUGGGACUUGAUGUAUCAAAAAGCAGUUAGUGCAAUGGACAUUUGCUUUACUGUUGUUCUGAAGAUAUUCCUCUAGUCUAAAAUGUUGUUCUUAACUGUACAUAGCCCAAACAACCUGAAGGGGGGAGAGAGGUGUAUCUUGUGCCAAUGACUUAAUAGAAAAUUGGUGGUGUGGUUCUUAUUAUGUUGUUUUUAAUUUUAUUUAGCUUCUUGUUAAUCAGUAAAACAUCAACAUGAAGUCUGUUACAUAUACUACUUACUAAAGUGUUUGUAUUGAGUUGGUUGUACAAUUUCUUUAAUAUCUACAUGUCAAAAAGCAUGCAUUGUUUUUUUCAGAGUUUUACAUUCAUGAUUUAUUUUAUUAAUAUACAUACUAACACACCAAUAUCAUGUUUGCAGAAAUAAUAAAAAUGUAUUUCUGGUUA